AUGUGCUUUUUCGAUACUGUAUUUGGGUUCGAAGAGUCUAUUGAGAAAGUUUAUUCAAAUAUUGAUAUUUCCAAGGAUAGUACAGGGAAUAUUUUCAUGCACAAUAAAAUUUUAAAUGAAACUUAUUCCGCUGGUAAGUUCGAAGUUGUUGGAAUUAAUGAUAUUCCAAAACAUGAAGAUAGAAACAAUGGAACUCUUAAUAUCAUUGUUGGAGGUCGCACAAAGCCGAAUGAAUUAUCUCCAGUUGAUUCCCUUGCAUCACAAUCAAUUCCAGAAAACGAUGGAGCAACAUUUUUAGCUGCAUCUAAUUUCAAUUGUCUUGAAUUCGUAAGCGAAUACCAAUCUGCCAGUGAGGGAAUCUCAAGUUAUGAAGAUGAUAUAACACAAGGACCUUACUGUGCUAUUGCAUAUGCACCAGGUGCUCUCUAUAGGAACUACUUUGUUGAAAUCAAUGGUAAACGAGGCCAAUUAGAAAAUGUUAUAAACAUGUUAGAUGAAACACCAUUAUGCGUUCGAGGAGAUUAUCCGAGUAUUGACAAAAAAGAAGCAAUAUCUUUAAACGAGUCAGGUUUUGAUUGGAAUAACUUGAGCCAUUACAAGAUCGGUUCACAUAGUAAUCUUACUGUCACAACUUCAAAACUUAAUGGAAAAAUAAUUAAGACAGAUAUGAAGCAAAUUACUCACCAUGUUUAUGCAGCAGCACUUAAUUUUCAUGGAAAUGUAGUUAAGACACCAUUCACUACAGAAAUAUCUGAAUAUCUUUUGGAAGCUGAGUAUAAGGCAACAAUCCUUCAAGCUUGGGAUAAUUCGAUCAGAUAUCCAGGAAGGAAAGGAUCAAACAAACUUUAUUUGACAUUACUUGGCGGUGGAGUUUUCGGAAAUCCGAUGGAUCUUAUUUGCGGAGCAAUCACCAAAAAUAUUGAUCUCAUCAAAAGAUCUGGCUUGGAAGUAUAUGUUUUAUGUUUUUCACCUUCAAUAUAUAAUAAGGUAAAUCCAUUCCUUGCCGAGUCUGUUAAAGAAACAAACGGAAAAGUUGUUGGAUUAUAA
Messenger RNA from Trichomonas vaginalis G3, 1047 nucleotides. RefSeq lists its product as uncharacterized. The transcript has a single exon. The record is from RefSeq and is a predicted model, not a curated record. Bases 1 to 1047 code for a protein of 348 amino acids. NCBI's taxonomy places the organism in Eukaryota, Parabasalia, Trichomonadida, Trichomonadidae.